This is a messenger RNA of Frieseomelitta varia, 1783 nucleotides long. RefSeq names its product choline kinase alpha-like. Bases 179 to 397 code for a protein of 72 amino acids. The record is from RefSeq and is a predicted model, not a curated record. Gene Ontology annotation, biological process: phosphatidylethanolamine biosynthetic process; CDP-choline pathway. Gene Ontology annotation, cellular component: cytoplasm. The transcript is spliced from 2 exons. Lineage: Eukaryota; Metazoa; Arthropoda; Insecta; Hymenoptera; Apidae. Gene Ontology annotation, molecular function: ethanolamine kinase activity; choline kinase activity.
UAUAUAUAUAUAUAUAUGAUACUACCUUCUAUCUGUUCAAAUUCAUUUUUUCAAUUAUACUCGACAAACGAUCGUACUGCACGUUUAGCAAUUCCAUAUUUUUCGACAGCUCAACUUUGUUAGAAGUUACUUAAGAACGGUUGGGAAAGAAGAAGGGCCAUCGGAGGAACAACGACUCAUGAUGGAAAUAAAGAUAUUCUAUCUGGCUAGUCACUUAUUUUGGGGUCUCUGGAGUAUCGUCAACGCCAAAUUAUCAGAAAUUCCAUUCGGUUACUGGGACUACGCAGUUUCCAGAUUAAAAAAUUACCAAUAUCUGAAGGAAAAAAUUGUGGCUUCUGGAGGAUCACCGACGGUGGAUAACGACGACGGUGUCAAAAAAAUAACCAUGGUAGAUUGAACAAAUCGACAACAGUGUACGAGCGUGACUGUUUCCUUUCUGCGACAAGUAAAAGUCUGCUGCCCGCUAUAUUUUCAUGCGCUCGUAAUUAUCCUGUCAGAUUCGUGACAUUCACUUUCUCGUUGUUUCACGAAUCAACGUCUGCGGUUUUUAACAGAAGAAAAAAAAAAAAAGAACGGAAAAGCCGACAACAACGGAACAAGAUAUGAAAACCAACGAGAAAAGAAUUUGCGCACGCAUGUAUUCAUAUGCAGGGAGCAAAGGUAGCGCACGCGAGUGAGCGAGAGAGAAAGAAAGAAAGAAAGAAAGAAAGAAAGAAAGAGAGAGAGAGAGAAUAUGAACGUAGCUCAAGAAUAUAAUAUGGGAGACAACGAAAGUACACACACACACACACACACACACAUACAUACACAUGUACACGAAAAAAAGAAAAAUAAGAUUGGUAAAGAAAGAAACGAGACGAUGCCUUACGAUAGAAUUGUCUACGCCAAUUGUUACGAACAAUUCUGUUCAGUUUUCGAUGAAUACUGCUCGAUACAACUACUACACGAUACACGUGUGAUUAAUCGAAAGCUAAUGACUAAUGUGACUAAUAUACAAGAUAAGACAUAAUCCCUUCGCUGUAAUAUAGAAAAUGGAAAGGGACUUGCGCAAGUGCAACAGGGAUAUCUCUUUCGUGGACAACCUUGUCUUACGAAUUACGAAUGUGAUAUAGAAUAAGAAAUGCGUAUGAGAUAUUGUCCUGACAUCUUCAACUUUUCAGGGAAAAGCUGCUCAAUUUUCGAAUCGGGCUAUCAAUAUUUUUAGCCGGAUAUUGAAAAUCAAAAGGGUUGAUUCCUACCGUCUAUAAUUACAUUAUAUAUGUAUAUGAUGUACACGUGUAUGUACGUAAUGCCUAUGUAUAUACACACGUAAUAUGCAUAUGCAUGUACAUAUAUAUAUAUAUAUACACAUACGCAACAUACGUACGUACAUAUGUAAGUAUGGCGAACGUACAUACAUGUGUGUACGUAGAUGAUUUGUACAUAUAUAACUACAAUUUUAUUGUACCUGGAUCUAAUCAUUGUGCUAUCAAAUCGUAUUUUCGAUCGCGUCUCGCGUGUAUAUACAUACAUAUGUACUUAAUUGUGAGUUGUUUUUGCACGAGCUGAGAACGUCGUGCAAAGAAACAAAAACACACGGACGUGAUAAAAAAUCAUUACAGAAUCAUUACGUAUGUACAUGUUUGCGAUGAAUACUGAAUCAAGAUAUUUUCUCCGUGAUUAUUUAGUAUCUACUGACGUUUUAUUUCUAAUUCUUCCACACCGUGAUAUUGCGUGUUUCAUUAGUGCGACAUAUUUCUCGGUUCAACGAAAAAUGAUAUUUUAAUAAAAUUGCAAGAAACGA